CUAGAUCUCUCUGGUUUAAGCGAGCCCGCGGAGCAGCGGGAAGGGAACUAAGCGCGGUCCCCCGACGAGGAGCUAUUUCUCCGCGGGUGCUCCCGCAUCAUGUUUGGCGCGCCCAUGCCAUUGGAUUUUGUCGUGCUGUUCUGCUUGGCAUCUGCGAUCGCAGCCGUGGAAGAAACCCUAAUGGAUACUCGGACAGCCACAGCUGAACUUGGAUGGACAGCAAACCCACCUUCAGGGUGGGAAGAAGUCAGUGGCUAUGAUGAGAACCUCAACACUAUCCGGACUUACCAGGUGUGCAAUGUCUUUGAGCCCAACCAGAACAACUGGCUCCUCACCACAUUCAUCAACCGACGGGGAGCGCAUCGCAUCUACACAGAGAUGCGCUUCACGGUGAGGGACUGCAGCAGCCUCCCAAAUGUCCCUGGUUCCUGCAAGGAAACCUUCAACCUGUAUUACUAUGAGACAGACUCUGUCAUCGCCACCAAGAAGUCAGCCUUCUGGACAGAGGCCCCCUACCUCAAGGUGGACACCAUCGCUGCAGAUGAGAGCUUCUCUCAGGUGGACUUUGGUGGCAGGUUGAUGAAGGUGAACACAGAGGUGAGGAGCUUUGGUCCCCUCCAUCGCAACGGCUUUUACCUGGCCUUUCAGGAUUAUGGGGCAUGCAUGUCACUGCUGUCGGUGAGGGUCUUCUUUAAGAAAUGCCCCAGCGUGGUGCAGAAUUUUGCCAUCUUCCCAGAGACGAUGACAGGAGCAGAGAGCACCUCCCUAGUGAUUGCACGGGGCACGUGCAUCCCAAAUGCCGAGGAGGUGGAUGUGCCCAUUAAGUUGUACUGCAAUGGUGAUGGGGAGUGGAUGGUUCCCAUUGGCCGCUGUACCUGCAAGGCUGGAUAUGAGCCCGAGAACAAUGUGGCCUGCAAAGCUUGCACAGCAGGGAUGUUCAAAGCAAACCAGGGUACCGGGAUCUGCACACAGUGCCCCUCCAACAGCCGCUCCACGUCAGAGGCUGCCCAUAUCUGCACUUGUCGCAAUGGUUACUACCGUGCUGACUUUGAUCCAUCAGAGGUUCCUUGUACCGGUGUUCCUUCAGGGCCUCGCAACGUGAUCUCUAUUGUCAACGAAACGUCAAUUAUACUAGAAUGGCACCCACCCCGGGAGACGGGAGGUCGUGAUGAUGUGACCUACAACAUUGUCUGCAAGAAGUGUCGGUCGGACCGCCGUAGCUGCUCCCGCUGUGAUGACAAUGUGGAGUUUGUGCCAAGGCAGCUGGGCCUCACGGAAACCCGGGUCUUUAUCAGCAACCUGUGGGCCCAUACACCAUAUACCUUUGAGAUCCAGGCUGUCAAUGGAGUUUCCAACAAAAGCCCAUUCCCACCACAGCAUGUGUCCGUGAACAUCACCACCAACCAAGCUGCUCCCUCCACAGUUCCCAUCAUGCACCAGGUAAGUGCCAGCAUGAGGAGCAUCACACUGUCAUGGCCUCAGCCGGAACAGCCCAACGGCAUCAUCCUGGACUAUGAGAUCCGUUACUAUGAGAAGGUGAGCCGGAUCUGCAUCCCCGAGAUUAGCAGCACUAUGGGCGCAAGACCAUCCACCGACCACAAUGAGUACAAUUCCUCCAUGGCCAAGAGCCAGACCAACACGGCACGAAUUGAUGGGCUGCGACCAGGGAUGGUGUAUGUGGUACAGGUUCGGGCUCGGACAGUGGCUGGCUAUGGGAAAUACAGUGGGAAAAUGUGCUUCCAAACCUUAACGGAUGAUGACUACAAGUCAGAACUGAGAGAACAACUGCCAUUGAUUGCCGGGUCUGCAGCAGCAGGGGUCGUCUUUAUUGUCUCCUUAGUGGCUAUUUCAAUUGUUUGCAGCAGGAAGCGAGCUUACAGCAAAGAGGCAGUAUACAGUGAUAAGUUACAACACUACAGCACUGGUCGAGGAUCCCCAGGAAUGAAGAUCUACAUUGACCCUUUUACGUAUGAGGACCCCAAUGAAGCUGUUCGUGAGUUUGCCAAGGAAAUUGAUGUGUCUUUCGUGAAGAUUGAAGAAGUCAUUGGAGCAGGGGAGUUUGGUGAAGUCUACAAAGGGCGUCUCAAACUGCCUGGCAAGAGAGAAAUCUAUGUGGCUAUUAAGACAUUAAAAGCUGGCUACUCUGAGAAGCAGCGGCGGGAUUUCCUGAGUGAGGCCAGCAUCAUGGGUCAGUUUGAUCAUCCAAACAUUAUUCGGCUAGAGGGGGUGGUCACCAAAAGCCGCCCGGUGAUGAUUAUUACAGAGUUUAUGGAAAAUGGUGCCCUGGAUUCCUUUUUACGACAAAAUGAUGGGCAGUUUACAGUCAUCCAGUUGGUGGGGAUGCUGCGAGGGAUUGCAGCUGGUAUGAAGUACCUUGCAGAAAUGAAUUACGUCCACCGGGACCUCGCAGCCAGAAAUAUCCUGGUCAACAGCAACCUGGUUUGCAAAGUAUCUGACUUUGGCCUGUCACGUUACUUACAAGAUGACACCUCAGACCCAACUUAUACCAGCUCUUUGGGUGGGAAGAUCCCAGUGAGGUGGACAGCCCCAGAGGCCAUCGCCUACCGCAAAUUUACCUCUGCCAGCGAUGUGUGGAGUUAUGGGAUUCUCAUGUGGGAAGUGAUGUCAUUUGGGGAAAGACCCUAUUGGGACAUGUCCAACCAAGAUGUAAUUAAUGCAAUUGAACAAGACUACCGGCUCCCUCCUCCCAUGGACUGCCCAGCUGCCCUCCACCAGCUUAUGUUAGAUUGCUGGCAGAAAGACCGCAACACCCGGCCACGCUUUGCUGAAAUAGUUAACACCCUAGACAAAAUGAUCCGUAAUCCAGCAAGCCUCAAAACUGUGGCUACCAUCACCGCUGUGCCUUCUCAGCCACUGUUGGACCGCUCCAUCCCUGAUUUCACUGCCUUUACCUCAGUAGAAGAUUGGCUCAGCGCCAUCAAAAUGAACCAGUACAGAGACAGUUUUCUGACUGCUGGAUUCACGUCCCUUCAAUUAGUUGCCCAAAUGACAUCAGAGAACACUUUUAUGCCACUGUUUGAUGCCGAAAGGACAUGGAAAGAGGCCAGCCCUGACAGCGAAGCUUACCACCGCAGACCUGUCCUUGUUUUCCGCUGGCAAGGUAGCCAUGCCCUGCAGAUGAGCUGUGACCUCCUGAGGGUGAUGCCAAGCUCUCGUGUAAAGAACAUGCUCCAUCCCGAUGAGCAGAGGAAGCAAGAGUCCUCCCGCAGUAGCAUGCACUGUCCCAGCCAACAGAGGCCCCACCGUGUACAUAGCCAAUGAGAUGUCUGUAAAGGAUUGCGCCCUCUUGUACAUUUCCCUUGUUCCCUUUCAACUUGUUGAUUGUGUCAAAAUUGUCAGAGUUUGUAACAGUAACUUUCAGAAAAUAUUGUACUAAAAACUGAAAAUUGCACUCAAUAAAAAUUACGAAAUAACCUUGA
Lacerta agilis (Sand lizard) is the source of this 3440-nucleotide messenger RNA. RefSeq names its product EPH receptor B1 (gene EPHB1). Gene Ontology annotation, molecular function: ATP binding; transmembrane-ephrin receptor activity; protein binding. Gene Ontology annotation, cellular component: neuron projection; plasma membrane. Gene Ontology annotation, biological process: cell surface receptor protein tyrosine kinase signaling pathway; protein phosphorylation; axon guidance. The record is from RefSeq and is a predicted model, not a curated record. The coding region runs from base 100 to 3282 and encodes 1060 amino acids. The transcript has 16 exons. NCBI's taxonomy places the organism in Eukaryota, Metazoa, Chordata, Lepidosauria, Squamata, Lacertidae.